This is a messenger RNA of Porites evermanni, 5131 nucleotides long. NCBI's taxonomy places the organism in Eukaryota, Metazoa, Cnidaria, Anthozoa, Scleractinia, Poritidae. The record is from the annotation of a GenBank genome assembly.
AUGUUUGACCGAGACAUUCUAAAAGACAUUGACUUCAGUAAAGGAGAAUGUAGACUACAUAAACGUGGUUUGUCUAUCAAUAAUCCUGGUGACAAUUUGUUGUUAAGACCACUAUGCAGUGAUGAUUAUGAAAAAGGUAAAGGUUGUUUUUGUCAUGACUCUAAGGUCCUGUUCACACAAUGCAAAAUUUGGUUUGUUUUGCAAAAAAAUCUGUCAACAGGAAGCCAUUUCUAGUACGAAUGAUUUUUCCAACUACCAAAAUUUUCUUGACUGCCACCAAACUUCAAAGAUGCCAUUUUUAACAUUUGGAGGCGUACAAUUUUUUGCCAGGCAACAAAAUCCUUUGAUUCUUGACAGCUAUCCUUCGUCGGGUCAUCUUAUUUCGCGAACAUGACCAGAGGGGGAAAAGUUGCAAAAACAAAAAAAUGGUGAUAACAAAAUUUCCAAAUUUUUUGCAAGCAUGAGUGUGAACAGGGCCUAAAUCAGAAUUUACUCACUUAUCAAUGUUAUGCCCUUUGCCCUAUUAUACCUCACCUGCACCCCUAUGGCGUGGUGCAUUAGUAUUGUAGAAAUUUCUCUAUCCCUUCAGAUGUAUAUCGAUUGAAAGGCAAUGACUUUAUGUCACACAACGGCGAUGAUUAUAUUGUCUAUGUUGUUUGUCAUUUAGAAAGCCAAUUUUAAGUUCAUUUUUUUUAUUGAUAUUUUGAUUAAGUGCAUCUGAACAAUCAAUGAAGGAACGCUACCGGCUGAUUGGAAACAUGCUAUCAUCACACCAGUUCACAAAGCUUGUUUGAAAUCGGAUCCAUCGAACCUCCGGCCGAUCUCAGUACUUACAGUUUUCUCCAAAAUACUUGAACGGGCUGUCCACUUUAUGGUCUACAGCUAUUUACAGGAACGCAGGCUUCUUUCUCCUCUCCAAUCCAGCUUUCACCACUUCCCUCUACAUGCACAUGCAUCACACACCUGACAAAAACUAUGCUGGAAAACAUUGACAAAGGACUAAUAACUGGCCUUAUAUUUUUAGACCUAAGAAAGGCCUUUGACACCUUAGAUCAUAGUAUCAUGUUAGAUAAGUUAAGUUCACUAGGAAUGAAUCGCUCUACUGUCCAAUGGUUUAGGUCCUAUUUAACCAUGCUCACCCAAAGUGUUUGCACUAAUGGGGUCUUGUCUGAGCCUCAGCCUAUAUCUUUCAGGGUCCCCCAGGGUAGCAUACGUGACCCUUUAUUAUUUAUCAUCUACAUAAAUGACUUACCUGUGGCAGUUCAAGGAUGUAGCGUCUAGCUUUAUGCUCAUCUAUUUUGCAAGCAAGUCAGUCAGUGAAAUUCAAGCUCAGUUAACUAGUGGCCUAACUAAUAUCCUAAGCUGGCUUCACACUAAUUUUCUAAUACUUAAUCUUGAAAAAAUGAAGAUUAUGUUUGUUGGUACCUAUCAGAGGACCAAUUUUCAAGAGAGACCACAGUCUGAACUUGGCACAUGGAAUCUCAAGCUUUGCCUCGGGAUAUUAUUCUUGUAGUGCUAAUUUAUCUGAGAUCAUAUGACAAAAUUGAUUCCUUGUCGUUGAGAAAAGUGCUGUAUUUGUUCCAAAAGGUUGUACACAACGUUGAGCGUUUUUUUGGACAUAGUGGAAAUUUGGUGUGAAUGACUCAUGUUUUAAUUUUCUCCCCAGGUUUUCCAGCAAUUCAAAAUAACCUCACUAAAGUUGGAGAUGUUACAAAGGAACUCUUUCUGAGUAAGAAAUAAACUUCUUAGAUGGACCCUUUUACUACUGCUCAUUUUUUGUCCUCAGGAAAGUUAAUUUUUAAAAGUUUUGUUAGUUAGGUAAAUACUUUGUUUAGCUUUUAGUGUCAACCAAUUACAGUCAUUACUAGUAUCUGCAGUGGAUAACUGUCAUCUUAACUGUUAAAAACCCAAAGUUUUGCCUUUUCUUAAGAGCGCUGAGGAGAAACCCUUUGAAUAUUAGGAGUAUCACUCUUAUGUUUAGUUUAAUAAAUGAAAGGAAUAAUCUAAGGUGGCUAGCAUAAUUAAAUCAAGGUUUUCAGUACCUUAGGUUACACACAAAACUUGACAUACAGCAAAUACAGGUGCUGUAUUCAGUUUUUUACUGCAGAGGUCUUAUAUAAAUUAUUUCCCCAUUGGAUUUCUUUAGAGCGUUUCCAUGCUAUGAAGUCUUGUCCUGGUACGUAUUAUAUCAUUGUAGUGGAGGAUACAGAGCUGGCAAAAAUUGUGGCGUGUGGAACACUUUUCAUAGAGCAGAAGUUCAUUCAUGAAAUUGCUAUAGUAUGUAUCUUUAUACUUAGGUGAAGUCAAUACUAUUGUUGUGGUACUCUACAGUUGAACUUCCAUUUAAGCAGCCACCCUCUGGGUGCUGGUAGGUAGGCAGUCAACUUAGAGAUCAGUCAGAAAUUAGCAUAAUCAUUAGCAGAAGCAAAGAAAAUGUGCGUUAUCAUUCAAUAACUAUUAUAGAGACAGUGAAGGUGGCAGUCUGGCCAAGUUGUUAAAGUGUAGUGGACUGGAAUUUCAGUUCAAAUCCUGCUCUCACUCCAUGCUGGAUUUUUUCUUGGAUGUCCCAAGUUCAGUUAUUCUGCGACACACUUGCCAAUAGCUACCAUGUAUAAAAAUUCUUUUUUUUUUGUAUGCAGAAAUGGCUGUCUAUAAAUGCUCAACAAUAUCUUCAAGUUUUAUAGUAUGCAUUAAGAGUAUUUCAAGUACAGGAAGCAAUUUAUAUGAUAGCCCACAGUCCAUCCCUGAAUAGUGGGAAUACAACAACAAUUUCCAGCAAGCUGGGCCAGGCUGAUCAAGUCACAUAACAUUUCAUUCCACUGUGAACAAGGCUUUAGAAGAGCCAAUAGCUCACACAUUUUAAUGUUCUCUCUGCCACUGUAGAGAAGAAUAAUUAUUAAUGCAAUCUUUGAAGUUUAGGUGUUUUUUUGUUGUUGUUGUUGUUGUGCUUUGUUUUGAUUAUCAUUAUUUAGAAAGCAUGGUAUGCUGAGGCCUUUACUGUGUUUUGUUCUCAAAAUAUCUAAAUUGUUAUUAUUAACAGCGAGGGAGAGUUGAAGACAUUGUCGUUGAUGACAGCUGUAGAGGGAGAGGACUUGGAAAACUGUAAGUACAGUCAAACCUCUGCUUAUAGACACUUUCCAUGAGUAGUCAUUUCUAACCUUGAAAAGCUGCUGCCAAUGUUUUCUAUGAUUCCAAGGGUGUCUGUUUUCAAGAGGUUCUUUUUGUUAUACUACUAACCGCCACCUGGUUAGCUCAAUUUGUUAAGCACUGGUCUGUUUAGGAGUAGCCUGUUCCAGGCUCUGAGGUAGUUGAGUCUGCGGGUCGAGAAAACGCAAACGUGAAAAUAAAAUGGGAGGAAGCUGGGCAGAGGAAGGGCGGCACAGCCUGUAAUCAUUUCUUUAAACGGCUUGUUCCGGUAUACCAGCUGCUGGUAUACCCUCUGAUUGGUCAGAUUUGACUGGUUAUAUUAACACUUCUCAAUGCAGAUCGUUUCUGUCACUCAGAAAGAUGGCAUGUGGCAUGCACACACGUUAUAUAGAGGAAUCCACAAUAACUUCUAUGUUCACACAUAGGAGCGUUGAGGAAGGAACAGAAGACCUGCCUUGUGAACUUGGCAUGUAGAAAAGAUGUUUUUGCAAUCCUGCUGACUGGCUCCAUCAAAAGCUUGAUAUUUCAGCUGUAUCCAUGUUUGGAAAGACUCACAUUAUCUUUAGAAAGACAAGCUGUAGUUUAAAAACCAUUGCAUAAAAUAAUAAUAAUAUUAUUAUUAAUAAUAAAGUCUUUAUUCAUCAAAAGAUAAAAAUAUAUAUCUUUUGUUACAAGUAAGUGUAAGAAAUUUCAAAAAGGUAAAAAGUAAUAAAUAAGAAAAAAAUAGUAUAUUACAUGGCUAAUUCAUAAUUAAAGAGCAAUCAUGACUAAGUCACAAUGCAAUUCUCCAUUAGUUUCUUCAGUUUCCAAUCCGGAAUUUAAACUCGGUAAAUUACUAUCUGUAAGAAUUUUAAAACAUCCUGUAAAAAAUACUAAUGGGCUGUGUCCAGCAUGACAAAACAUUGCAGGAUACCAUCACAUUCACGGACAAAAGAAAAUUAGUUAUUUAGAACCAGGAGGCACUUUGGAGAAAAUUAAACAACCGAAAACCCUUAUUUGGCGGCAUUGAAGAACUUAAUGUUUCAAAAGAGGCCAAAGAAAAUGCUCUUGCAUCAUGCAGAGGGCAAAUCAUGUCAACCAGAAACAAUAACUACAAAAAAAAACAUUAUGUGUGUCACGACCUCUCAGCAUGAAACAAGCAGCAGAAAUUACAUUUGUUCAGUUAAAACAUAGAACCCUCCAGACCAUAAUCUACCCACCAGAAAAAAAUUUAUUGGAACAAGAAGCAUUUGGUACUCAUGAGGUAUUAGUCGUGUGUUGCCUACCGACCCCCUUUAUAGCCAGGGUUGUCAGAAAGUUUUCAAGUAGACGACUGAGUUGUCAAAGUAAGCAUCCAGUCCAGGGAUAUUUUAUUUAAAAAUUGCCAUCAAAAUAAAUGCCAAGCAGAGUAGCGGGCUGAUACUAACCAAGUAGGUGGCGAUUUUCGCCGGCAGCCGUCUACUUUUGACAACCCUGAAUUAGCCGUGCACAAAAUACUCACGUGAGAAAUUUGAGAAAGAAUCCAACUCAUUGACAUUUCAAAUGUUUGACAGCUGAAAUCUAAUUAUCUCAAACAUGCCAAAAGUGAACAAAAGAGGGUCAUGAAAGAAAUGAUUACAGGCUCUAUUUCCCUUCCUUUUUCCCGCCCUGGCCCCCUUUUCACGUACCUUUCACUGGUUGGACCAACAUUCAUGAUGUUGUUGAUGAUGAUGAUGAUGAUGAUGAUGAUGAAGGUGAUGAUAAUGGUGAUGAUGAUGAUGAUGUGGAUUCCGAAGUAAAUGCAUCCACAUCAUAAAGUACAUUCUCUAAUUUAACGAAAGAUACCAACACAAAAUUCUCUAUGUUGUCUUCCAGGGUUGUUGAGACCUUGCUGUUACUCAGUGAGAAGUUAGGAUGUUACAAGACCAGUCUUGAGUGUAAAGAUCCUCUGCUUCCUUUUUACAGUCAGUUUGGAUUCAAAAAGGAGGAUCAGCAAAACUAUCUUUGUAAACGGUUUUUUCAUUGA